GCUUUUCACGCACACAAGCAAGCGCACAGCACCUUUACGUGGUUAGGCUACAUGCUAAGUUAGCAGCAGCAGGAGCAUCAUCCUCAGCAGCAGCAGCAGCAACAAUAAUAGUCAUAAUCAUCACCACAAAACAAGCCGAUACCCGCUGGUAACUGCUGCAAACGUAUGUUAAAGGCGCCGACAAGGAAGUGAAAGAUAACUUUGUGUAAAGCUCCCUGCGAGAUCAACUUUGCAAUGGGCAAAAAGUCGCGCGAAGAUGAAUCCUCAUCAUCGGAUGAGGAAGAAUAUGUUGUAGAGAAGGUGCUGGACAGGAGAGUGGUGAAAGGCAGGGUCGAGUUCUUUCUCAAGUGGAAAGGAUAUUCAGAGAAACACAACACAUGGGAACCAGAAAAGAACCUGGAUUGUCCAGAGCUCAUUUCAGAGUUCAUGAAGACCUACAAAAAAAGUGGGAGUUCUACUCCAAGUAGUAGCGGAGGCAGCAAGCCUAGCUCAGCCCCGUCAGGACGUGCAAAAGAUACGGGUAGUUCGAAGAAAAGGAGCUCUGAUGACGACGACGAGAGUGGAAGCAAACCUAAAAAGAAAAAGGAGGAUGAAAUUCUGGUGGCCCGUGGCUUUGAAAAGGGUCUUGAGCCAGAGAAAAUAAUUGGAGCAACAGAUUCGUGUGGCGAUUUGAUGUUCCUAAUGAAGUGGAAAGAUUCGGAUGAGGCCGAUCUUGUGCUUGCAAAGGAUGCCAAUCAAAAGUGCCCACAGAUUGUCAUCGCCUUCUACGAGGAGCGCCUCACCUGGCAUGAAGACAGCGACAAGAAGGAGAAAGACGCAGUCACCGCGUGAGUGAGUCACUCACCUCCAAAGGAAAACAAAACCUCUGCGCAACAGGGAUAACCUUACGUCAGACAUUUUUACUCUCCUAACCAUAUCCCAUACUCUCUACAUUGUCCAACAAAGACGCUAAUACAGUGGACACAGACACAGCCGAGACCCACAGCUCUCUUGAGGCUCAUCCUUUUGUCACCAGGUGUUCUACACACACAUACACGCGCACAUUUUGCAUUAUAAUGAGAAGCUGCAGUAUCUGUCACCGGUGAUUGUGGUCUGCCACCUUGUGGCUGGAAAUGUCCAACUGCUUAGUUUCUUUACUUGCCAUUACUGAUGGCAAGCCUGCAGUUAUCAUUUUUAGCAAUUAUGACAUCACAAAUAUUAAUGAGUGGAUAAUUUGUCGUUUUUAAUUCAAGCUUUAGAAUGUUACCUCAUCCGAUGUUUCCCUACUUAGGGGAAAUAAUUUGAUGAGUAAACAUUCUUCAGUGCUUCUGGUCAUUUUAUCGUCACGGAUAAAAAAUGUUAAUCCAAGAUAGGUGACAAUUUUAAAUGGGUGUCUUGUGUUCCAAAAUAGUUUUAGGGCCAAAUAUGUUUUUACUGAGCUUUAUUUUGCUUAGCAACAAAACCUACUAUAGUUAUGGUGUGACUGUCUUUUUACAUUUUUUUUUUUUUUUUUUUUUUUUUUUUU
Corythoichthys intestinalis (scribbled pipefish) is the source of this 1504-nucleotide messenger RNA. It is a transcript of the gene cbx5, whose product is annotated as chromobox homolog 5 (HP1 alpha homolog, Drosophila). Gene Ontology annotation, cellular component: nucleus; pericentric heterochromatin. The record is from RefSeq and is a predicted model, not a curated record. The transcript is spliced from 5 exons. Gene Ontology annotation, molecular function: chromatin binding. The coding region runs from base 235 to 831 and encodes 198 amino acids. Gene Ontology annotation, biological process: negative regulation of transcription by RNA polymerase II; chromatin organization. Lineage: Eukaryota; Metazoa; Chordata; Actinopteri; Syngnathiformes; Syngnathidae.